UUUGUACCAAGUAGCCGUUGGAGUAAUAGCCGUUGAGAAGGGCAACGGCUAAAUUCUCCUCCUUGGAUCCGGACCGUUGAAUGCAAGUAGAGGAAUUCAAAAGGGCAGGAGGAGGGCUUGGCAUAAAUCUCCUCUCUUGCUAGAGAUUUUCUGCUUCUGGACUCUUUCCUGUUUUUGUUCUAGCUUUUGCUUUUAUUCUCCUUCCUCUCUUGCGCUCAUUAGGAAACAAACACAAACAAAGGAAAAGAAAAGAGAAGCAGAAAAAAAGAUGAACAACUUGAUGACCAAAUCUUUCAUGAGCUACGUGGACCUGAAGAAAGAGGCCCUCAAAGACCUUGAAGCCGGCGGCGGCGGCGAGGAUGAAGCCGCAGCCAUUGAGAUGGCAGCAACCAUCGGCAAAGUGGAUGCUAACUUAGGUCACUUCUUCGAGGAAGCCGGGCUGGUGAAGGAAGAGAUGGCCUCCAUCAGGGCCCUCCUGGUGAAUCUCCAGGACGCCAACGAGGAGAGCAAGUCCCUCCACAAGCCGGACUCCCUCAGGUCCCACCGCAACCGCAUCAACUCUGACAUCGUCCAGGUGCUCAGGAAGGCCAAGGCCAUACGCGACCGCCUCGAGGUCAUGGACCGCGCCAAUGCUGCUAACCGGAGGCUCUCCGGCUUCCGGGAGGGUACCCCCAUCGACCGCACCCGGACCUCGGUCACCAAUGGCCUCAGGAAGAAGCUGAGGGAACUGAUGAUGGAUUUCCAGGGUCUCAGGCAGAGAAUGAUGGCCGAGUACAAGGAGACCGUGGAACGGCGCUAUUUCACAGUUGCCGGUGAGGUCCCCGAGGAGGAGGUGAUCGAGAAGAUUAUCUCCGAGGGGGCCAGCGAGGAGCUCUUCUCCAAGGCCAUAUCUGAACACGGAAGCGGCAAGGUGCUAGAGACUGUGCACGAGAUCCAAGAUCGGCACGAUGCCGCCAAGGAGAUAGAGCGGAGCCUGCUGGAGCUCCACCAGGUGUUCCUGGACAUGGCGGUGAUGGUGGAGGCCCAGGGGGAGACAAUGGAUGACAUCGAACACCAUGUAACAAAUGCGGCGCAGUACGUCAAGGAUGGGGCCAAAGAACUUAAGAGUGCCAAAGACUACCAGAGGAGCAGCCGCAAAUGGCUGUGCAUUGGCCUCAUUCUUCUUCUGAUCAUCAUCUUGGUUAUUGUCGUCCCAGUUGCCACGAGCCUCAGUAAAUCCUAAUUUCCUGAAGCAAAGGAGUGCUCUGAUUGAAGUUAUUGAACUAGUUGAUGGUAAUACACCGUCUAAGGAGAGGCCCCAUUCCAUUCCGUAAGAAGCAUCCAUGAUCCAUAUAUACAUUUAGACCGUAGAGUAUUGCUGCUUGCUUGCUUGUGAGUUGGAGUAGCAGUGCAUGCUACUAAUAUUCCCAGUGGGGUCUGGAGUUGUGCUCAAGCUCCCUCAUUUACAGUAGUAGCAUAAAUUACUGCAGUUUACCCUCUCUCGCUUUUGGCUGCUCAUAUUUUUUCUCCAUGAGGAAUUUCACUUUGUUUUGUUGUUGUAUCUGGUCUCUUUGAUGUUCUACCGUUUCGUACGAGGACAAUUGUGAUGCCUUCUUCAUACUCUCUGGUUUUUACCUUAGUGCUGAGAGGUUAUAAGGAUAUUUCUGAGGUUAUUAUUAUUAUUUUUUUAA
Molecule: messenger RNA, 1670 nt
Organism: Dioscorea cayenensis subsp. rotundata (Guinea yam)
Lineage: Eukaryota; Viridiplantae; Streptophyta; Magnoliopsida; Dioscoreales; Dioscoreaceae
Product: syntaxin-related protein KNOLLE
Exons: 1
Coding region: 269-1222 (317 amino acids)
Biological process (GO): exocytosis; vesicle fusion; intracellular protein transport
Cellular component (GO): endomembrane system; SNARE complex; plasma membrane
Molecular function (GO): SNAP receptor activity; SNARE binding
Source: RefSeq, a predicted model, not a curated record